AUGAGGGAAGCUACGCAACCACCGUCAUUGCACACCCUCGCCACCCCCUUCUGCUUCGUACAGGCAAAUGUGCAGUCAAAUGCCCUGUGUCUUUGUAUACCGUGUACUUCCCUUUCUUGUUGUUUCUUUUAUUCCAUUAUUGCUUUUCAGCUCUCAUCCCAGUGA
This is a messenger RNA of Trypanosoma brucei brucei TREU927, 165 nucleotides long. RefSeq lists its product as hypothetical. The coding region runs from base 1 to 165 and encodes 54 amino acids. NCBI's taxonomy places the organism in Eukaryota, Euglenozoa, Kinetoplastea, Trypanosomatida, Trypanosomatidae. The transcript has a single exon. The record is from RefSeq and is a predicted model, not a curated record.